UAAUUCAGAAAAAGAAUAGCAAUGACUCCUCUUUCUUCUUCUUCUUCUUCUUCCUCUCUUCCCUUUCCAAUUCCAAUUCACCCUCAUUCUUCUUCUUCUUCUUCUUCUUCUUCUUCUUCUUUCAUAUACUAUUUCCCUGUUUUCUCUAACGUCAGGACACAAAUCCAAUGCUCUGCUUCAACCACCGACGUCUGUACUCAAUCUCCAAAAAUCGACACCUCCCUACUCACCAUCGCCGAGUCCUUCUACGAGGAUGAGCUUUGGGCCGCCGCCUCCCUCCGCGUCCGUUCCUUCAACCGCUUCCACCCUGACACCUUUGGCCUCCAAGAUCACAGAAAGUACUUGGCUGAGCGCGAGUUCGAAGCACUUAAGGAGCGUGUUUCUGGGAAAAGACUCGGCUUUAGGAGAGUCUCUUGCAUCAAUGCUUCCCUUCCCAUGUCUCAUAUAUUGAGCCUCUCCCUCUCCGAUGAUUUUUGCUCUUCAUGUAAGUUUUCUGAUGGUGGAGAAGACCGGGUUGUGGUUGGCACUCUUGACCUUAAUCAGUGCUUGAGCCUUCCAGAUGAAAUUUCAGGGACAAAGCCAGAGUUAAAUGAACCAGAUAUCACAAGGGCAUACCUUAGCAAUGUAUGUGUUGCAGAAGAGUUGCACAGAAAUGGAUUGGGGUAUGCACUUCUUGAAAAAUCAAAGUUAGUUGCCUAUGAUUGGGGCAUAACAGAUUUGUACGUCCAUGUUGCUGUUGACAAUGAACCAGCAAAGAAACUGUAUACCAAGAGUGGUUUUGUCUAUGAAAGUGAUGAACCUGCAUGGCAGGCCAGGUUUCUAGACCGACCCCGGAGGCUGCUUCUAUGGAAAGGCCUGGCAAUCAGCUAGUUUGACAAUGUUUCCUGUAUAUUAUGUCUCUGUAAGAGAGCAUUCACUGUGUGUUUAUCCAACUUGUUCAGAAUAUGUACACCUUAGUUCAUAUUAUUUCUUUUUCUUUUCAUUAUGAACCUCAAAGUGUAAAGCAUUUUGCCAUUUGAUAUGGUUAGAAAUAUUUCAAGGAAAAUUUGUUGAUGAUGGAUA
This is a messenger RNA of Arachis duranensis, 1062 nucleotides long. RefSeq lists its product as uncharacterized. Lineage: Eukaryota; Viridiplantae; Streptophyta; Magnoliopsida; Fabales; Fabaceae. The transcript has 5 exons. Gene Ontology annotation, cellular component: chloroplast. Gene Ontology annotation, molecular function: acyltransferase activity, transferring groups other than amino-acyl groups. Bases 22 to 870 code for a protein of 282 amino acids. The record is from RefSeq and is a predicted model, not a curated record.